This is a messenger RNA of Vitis vinifera (wine grape), 2316 nucleotides long. RefSeq names its product pentatricopeptide repeat-containing protein At2g36240. Lineage: Eukaryota; Viridiplantae; Streptophyta; Magnoliopsida; Vitales; Vitaceae. The transcript has a single exon. The record is from RefSeq and is a predicted model, not a curated record. Gene Ontology annotation, molecular function: protein binding. The coding region runs from base 61 to 1827 and encodes 588 amino acids.
AUAACGUGCGGGAAGAAGAGAAGAGGGCUUUUAGGAGAUUCUGUAAAGACACUGUGUGGAAUGUCUCGCAUUUUCAGAAAAUCAUCAAAACCUACGACCUUCCCCAGCCUCUGCACCCAGCCACAAGGGCUGCAACCUCAACUAUCCUGCGCGGGCAACCAUGGAUUCCUCCCACUCUCUGCAGAUCACACAGGACAAAGACGACUUGGAGGACAGCAAGUGCGCCUUCUUGAUGGUCUCUCUCUGUCCGUGUCUCGUCUGCUUCAGUAUUCUCUUCAUUGUCGCCACCAUCGUCCUCACUGUGAAGUUCCACCUCUUCUGCCACACCCCUCUUCACUAUGUCUUCCACACCCACAAGUGCUAGUGAUUCAGAAUGGCAUUCAACCGACAUUGCACACUUUCCGCAAAACCCUACCAAAACCUCUUCACCCUCUGUCACAAUUCACUCCUCCAACUGCAAGCCCUAACCUCAUUCCUUCCACUCCCAUCCCCACACUGUCUCUUGCAAACACCUCCCACCAUCAACUCCACCAAUUCCUCAAAGCCCACCUCACUCCCUCCUUCACACCCCAAGACCUCCUAAUCUUCCUCAAGAACAAGCUCCAUUACCAUCCCAAAUUUGCCCACUUCGACCUCCACAUCUUCACAUGGGCCGCCACCAUCGACUCCUUCCGCCACGACCAAUCCACCUACGAGUGGAUGGUCAAAACUCUUGCCAUCACCGACCGUUUCGAUGAUCUUCACUCCCUCCUUCAAGGUAUGGUCUCCAACCCCUGUCCCUAUUCCGAUGGCAUUUUCUCGUGCCCGAGGUCUGAACCCAUUUUCAGAUUUGCGCUAAAUGCUUUUUGUAGGGUUGGGAGGUUGGAGGAUGCUGAGAUUUCUUUUGAAAGUAUGCGAAGAAUGAUUGAUGGGAAACCUAGUGUAGCAAUGUAUAAUAUUUUGAUUAAUGGGUAUGUCAAUUGUAGAGAGCAUGAGAAAGUGAUGACUGUUUAUGAGAAGAUGAUUAAGGAUAGGGUCAAGCCUGAUGUCUUUACAUUCAAUAGCUUGAUCAGUAGUUGUUGUCGGAAUUCACAAUUCGGGUUGGCUCUGGAAAUGUUUAAAGAGAUGAAGGAUAAGGGAUGUAGUCCUAAUGUUGUUAGUUUUAACACUUUGAUUAAGGGGUCUUUCAGGGAAAGGAAGUUUGAAGAGGGGAUUGGGAUGGCAUAUGAGAUGCUUGAGUUGGGAUGCGAGUUUUCAAAUGUGACUUGUGAAAUUCUAGUGGAUGGGCUCUGCAGGGAAGGUAGGGUUUUAGAGGCAUGUGAUCUCUUGAUUGAUUUUUCAGGGAAAGGAGCAUUACCUAAUGGGUUUGAUUAUUUUUGUCUCAUUGAGGCGCUUUGUGGUGAAGAAAAUGUGGAUCGGGCAUUGGAGCUAUUGGAUCAGCUAUGGAGGAAAGGAAAUGCACCAAGCUCGAUUGCAUGUACUGCUUUUAUAGAAGGAUUGAGGAGGUUCAGAAAAACAGAAGAAGCAUUUCAAUUAAUGGAAAAGAUGCUGAGAGAGGGCAUUCUUCCAGAUAGUGUGACUUGCAAUUGUUUACUUCAGGAUCUUUGUGAGGUGGGGAGAAGUUUUGAAGCAAAUGAGUUGAGGUUGUUGGCCUCUAGCAAGGGUUUGGAUUCAGAUGGCAUGACCUUUAACAUUCUAGUUAAUGGGUAUUCUAGGGAAGGUAAAAGGAAGGAGGGGAAACGUUUGUUGAAUGAGAUGUUAGAUUUGGGGUUUAUACCUGAUCUUGCCUCAUAUAACAGGUUGAUGAAUGGGCUUUCUAAUGGAGGAAGCUCUCACCAACAUAAGUAAACCUUAUUACCAAAUGAAGACAUUGAAAUUUUCAGGCUGCAUUUUGUAGCAGUUGUAAUAUUUACUUGGGACUGAAGGGGUUGUGGCUCCAUUUACAAGGAAGACAUGGUGCUGUUCUCGAGGAGAAGGAAAGUUCAAAGGGAAUGAGAUGAACUAAAAAAUUGAACCAUUGUAAUGGUUGGUGUAAUCAUAGACUUUGAGCUGGAGGUCUGGAACCAUCAGUUAAGUUUGGAUGCAAUGCACGCAUGAAGUGAUUGUUAAGCAGUUUUACCUAGACUCGGAGCUUUUUAGCAAUUGAGUUGGAGGAUUUCUUUUUACCACCAAACCAACUGAAUGUAAUAGAAGAUAGUUGUCAAUAAUACAUACAUUAUAUUAUGUUAUUUCAAGGUUGUUUAUUUAUUUAUUUAUCAUUGUUGUUUAUUGUUUAUAAAUUUUGUAAAGUUUGUUGUGAUCAUGCAAUGUAGUUAAUUCAGUGUGGAUUUUUGUUAA